Messenger RNA from Olea europaea var. sylvestris, 2171 nucleotides. Its product is annotated as protein NRT1/ PTR FAMILY 6.3-like. The record is from RefSeq and is a predicted model, not a curated record. Gene Ontology annotation, biological process: oligopeptide transport; response to nitrate; transmembrane transport. Bases 193 to 1959 code for a protein of 588 amino acids. NCBI's taxonomy places the organism in Eukaryota, Viridiplantae, Streptophyta, Magnoliopsida, Lamiales, Oleaceae. The transcript is spliced from 5 exons. Gene Ontology annotation, cellular component: membrane. Gene Ontology annotation, molecular function: nitrate transmembrane transporter activity.
ACCACAUAUUUCAUUAAUAUUUAUUUAAAUCUGCUUUUACCCAACAAAGGCAUAAUAAAGAUUACAUAAAUGAUCCUAUAAAAUUAUUGGAAUUCCAAGGCACAGCUAGAGUUAAACACCCCCCACCCCUUCUCCGUUGAAUUUCCUCUGCUAAAAUACAAAUCUCAUAAUCCAAAACCUUUCUGCAUUUGAAUGGCACUCCCUGAAACCGAACAAGAAGCUGCUGAAACUCUCCCGGAUGCCUGGGACUACAAAGGCCGCCCCGCCCUAAAAUCCUCCUCUGGCGGCUGGGGUUGUGCCGCCAUGAUUUUAGGAGUCGAGGUUUGCGAGAGGUUGACAACCCUAGGAAUAGCUGUUAACCUGGUGACAUAUUUAACUGCUAACAUGCAUUUGGGCAAUGCUAGCUCUGCAAAUACAGUUACUAAUUUUCUUGGUACUUCUUUUAUGCUGUGUUUACUUGGUGGCUUUGUCGCGGAUACAUUUUUGGGAAGGUACUUGACUAUUGGCAUCUUCGCAACUGUUCAAGCAAUGGGAGUAACAAUCUUGACAAUCUCAACUAUAAUUCCAAGUCUUCGACCUCCAAAAUGUUCCCCGGGCAGAGAAUCGUGCAUCCCUGCUAGUGGAAUGCAACUAGUUGUUCUUUACAUAGCAUUGUAUCUAACCGCCCUAGGGACCGGAGGCCUAAAAUCGAGUGUUUCAGGUUUCGGGUCAGACCAAUUUGAGGAUUCGGACAAGAAAGAAAGAGAACAAAUGACCAAGUUCUUCAACUGGUUCUUCUUCUUCAUAAGCAUUGGAUCACUUGCUGCAGUGACAGUUCUUGUUUACGUUCAAGACAAUUUGGGGAGGGAAUGGGGUUAUGGAAUAUGUGCAUGUGCCAUUGUUUUUGGUAUAGUUGUGUUUUUGGCAGGCACAAGACGAUAUCGUUUCAAGAAACUUGUGGGAAGUCCUUUGACGCAGAUCGCCUCAGUGUUCGUGGCCGCAUGGAGGAAGAGACACAUCGAGCCGCCGUCCGAUCCUUCCCUUCUAUACAAUGUUGAUGAUAUUGAAGUGAAUAGCAAGAAGAAGAAGCAAAAAUUGAUGCACAGCAAAGAGUUCAGGUUCCUCGACAACGCAGCAAUCAAAGAUCCUGAAAUAUCUGUGGUGAGUAAGUGGUAUCUUUCAACUUUAACCGAUGUAGAAGAAGUCAAGUUGGUGGCUAGAAUGCUACCCGCAUGGGCCACAACAAUAAUGUUUUGGACUGUCUAUGCCCAAAUGACCACAUUCUCAGUGUCACAGGCCACCACAAUGGAUCGACACAUCGGAAAAUCGUUCCAAAUUCCGGCUGCCUCCCUAACUGUCUUCUUCGUCGGUAGCAUUCUCCUAACCGUCCCAAUUUACGAUCGCAUCAUUGUUCCAAUUUGCAGAAGGAUUAUAAAGAACCCUCACGGUCUCGCUCCAUUACAACGUAUAGGAGUCGGCCUAGUACUAUCGAUACUAGCCAUGGUUGCAGCUGCACUUACUGAAAUCAAGAGGCUAGACGUGGCGCGUAAACAUGGUUUAACGAAUGAUCCAAUGGCCAGGGUUCCGUUAAGUGUGUUCUGGUUGGUACCACAAUUCUUCUUGGUGGGGGCUGGUGAGGCAUUCACCUACAUUGGACAACUCGAUUUCUUCCUAAGAGAGUGUCCUAAGGGAAUGAAAACAAUGAGUACCGGGUUGUUUUUAAGCACACUUUCACUAGGGUUUUUCUUUAGUUCUAUUUUGGUUACUAUAGUACACAAAGUCACAGGUGACAAGAAGCCAUGGUUGGCUGACAACCUUAACCAAGGAAAGCUUUAUGACUUCUACUGGCUUUUGGCAAUUCUGAGUGUUCUGAAUUUCAUAAUAUAUAUGGUUAGUGCAAAAGGGUAUGUGUACAAGGAGAAAAGGCUUGCUGAAGAGGGGAUUGAAUUGGAAGAAACAGAUGGACCAAGCUGCCAUUAGUUGCAGUUUUCGUGUCUAGUAUCAUUAUGUGUGGUGAUUUUCAGCUCAAAUUACAGGGUUUACAACUUUUUUUGUUGUGUACCUUGAAUUUGUAACUUCGCGCACACUCUGUAGUUGUGCACAUUCUGUCCUCGACAAUAACUAAAUUACUUUCUCGUUAAUUACAGUUGAAUUUGUCCUCUCAUUGCUACUAUAGUUUAAUUUUCAGGAAC